Molecule: messenger RNA, 1674 nt
Organism: Aspergillus nomiae NRRL 13137
Lineage: Eukaryota; Fungi; Ascomycota; Eurotiomycetes; Eurotiales; Aspergillaceae
Product: putative GABA permease
Exons: 4
Coding region: 1-1674 (557 amino acids)
Biological process (GO): transmembrane transport
Cellular component (GO): membrane
Molecular function (GO): transmembrane transporter activity
Source: RefSeq, a predicted model, not a curated record
AUGGCAACUGCCACUGAAUUUGCCCCUAUCACACCAAAGCCGGGGAACCUUAUUUCGGCUGCUGCGUCUCAGAAUAUUGACAUGGAAGAAAAUACUAAGAAUGGCGAAGAAAUGGGUACCGGGUUUGACCAGAGCGACAUGACGCGCAUGGGUAAAAUCCAGGAACUCAAGAGAAAUCUUCGCCCUCUGGCUGCUCUGAGCUUUGCAUCGGUACUCCAGGCUACCUGGGAAUUUCUGCUGAUAGGCAACACUGAAGCGCUCGUGAACGGCGGCAGGGCCGGUUUAUUCUGGACUUACAUAAAUGGCAUCAAUGCAAGUGAAACUACAGCCUCAUUUGGUUGGUAUCUGGAUCGCGCCUGGACUGACAAAUGUGGAAAACGUAGGUCUCCAACCUCUGGUGGCCAGUAUCACUGGAUUUCCGAACUUGCAUCUCCCCGCUAUCAACGCGUUUUGAGCUAUAUCACUGGCUGGAUGUCGGUACUCGCGUGGCAAGCUGGCGCAGCGUCGGGGUCAUUUCUGACCGGCACCAUCAUACAAGGGUUAAUUAGUGUGAAAGACCCAAGCUAUGAGACAGAGAAUUGGCAGGGCACACUGUUCGUUUUUGCCAUGAUCCUAGUCAUCUACUUUUUCAAUGUCUACGCGGCCAGUUGGAUGCCCCGUAUUCAAAACCUACUGUUGGCAUUGCACAUUCUUUGCUUUGUGGUAGUCAUAACCGUCCUGUGGGCCAUGGCCCCACGGCAACCUGCGAGUGUCGUAUUCCUGGAAUUUAGUAACACUGGCGGGUGGUCCAGCAUGGGAUUGGCCCUAAUGGUUGGUCAGAUCUCUGCUAUUUACGCCGGGCUCAGCACCGAUGCCACGGCGCACAUGUCCGAGGAAGUUCGCGAUGCCGGUAGAUACGUGCCGAUCGCUAUGGUCUGGGGCUUCUUUACCAAUGGCGCCAUGGCUGUUGUUCUGGUAAUUACCUAUCUUUUCGCCAUGCCAUCCCUGGAAGAUGCCCUUCAGGAUCCAACUGGCUUCCCCUUCAUCUAUGUUUUCAAGAAUGCAGUUGGGACUGCUGGAGUUAACGGUCUCACGGCUAUCAUCCUCAUCCCAGUCAUUUUCAGCAAUAUCCUCUUCAAUGCAUCAACAGCGCGCCAAACCUACGCCUUCGCUCGUGACAAAGGCUUGCCGUUUGCCAAGUGGAUCUGCAAGGUCAAUCCGAAGCGGAGGCUUCCCGUGAAUGCCAUUGGAUUAUCUUGUGUUAUCAGUGGUCUUCUAGCCUUGAUCAACAUCGGUUCUGACACAGCGUUUCAUGCGAUCAUUUCCCUUAAUGUUGCAGCACUUAUGUGGACAUAUGUCGUUUCCAUCGGCUGUUUACUAUACCGCAGACUAUCCUGUCCAGAAACACUGCCUCCACAGCGCUGGAGCAUGGGGAAAUAUGGAAUUUGGGUGAACGCAGCAGCCCUGGUAUAUGUAGUAUCUGCCUUCUUCUUCUCCUUUUGGCCCAGAAGUACUCCUGUCACUCGCACCACUUUCAACUGGAGCGUGGUCAUAUUUUCGGCCGUUUUCAUCAUCAGUGUGGUGAUGUACAUUAUCAAGGGACAAAAGGAAUAUGCGGGACCGGUGAUGUCUGUGAAACGCGACGGGAUACCGCAGGCCCGGGUCAACCGACAUAGCAUUCGCCGAGAGAUUUAG